Messenger RNA from Trichoderma virens Gv29-8, 1868 nucleotides. RefSeq lists its product as uncharacterized. The transcript has 4 exons. Gene Ontology annotation, molecular function: iron ion binding; oxidoreductase activity, acting on paired donors, with incorporation or reduction of molecular oxygen; monooxygenase activity. NCBI's taxonomy places the organism in Eukaryota, Fungi, Ascomycota, Sordariomycetes, Hypocreales, Hypocreaceae. The coding region runs from base 42 to 1556 and encodes 504 amino acids. The record is from RefSeq and is a predicted model, not a curated record.
UUCGAUUCCAGAGAGAUUAGGAGCAGUCUUGUGAAGGCACAAUGUCGCCAAUGUCGCUUUUCUUGGUUGGACUAGCCUUUGCGGCAUUUUGGGGCUUUUUCCAGGUCUUAUACAACGUCUUUUUCCAUCCACUACGGAAAUUUCCUGGACCAUGGCUCGCUGGGGCUACGUCGGGUUGGAAAGCGUACAAGGAGGUCAUUAAGGGCGAGACACUAGCACAAGAGCUCUUUGAUCUUCAUAGGCGAUAUGGUGAAAUAGUCCGUAUUUCCCCAAAUGAGCUGCAUUUUGGAAACCCAAAUGCAUUUCACGACAUCUAUCACAGUAGCAGAAGAUGGGAUAAAGAUCCUGGUCUUUACCGAACACCUGGAGUUAAAUCCGGAUCCUUUGUGUUUUUGAAGUAUGACCAGGCUAAGGAACGAAGAGAGGUCCUCUUACCAAUUUUCUCUAAGAAAGCCAUUCAAAACCUCGAGCACUUGGUUUGGCGAAAUGCAACACGUUUAGCAUCUUCCAUCACGAAGGCGAAUGUAACACAAAGCUCUAUCGACCUUCUCUUUGCAUUUCGCUCUUACACUCUCGACACUAUCAUGUGCUUUACAUUUGGUAAUUGUGUCAAUGCGUUAGAGGCUCCUGAGUUUAGAGAUCCUUUGAUUCUGGCCAUGGAUGCUAGCUUGCGAGCUUUACCCGUGCUCAAGAACUUCCCUUUGGUCCGUAACCUGAUUUACGCUGUACCUCCUGGCCUGGUCAUGCGUAUUCUGCCGGAUGCCAAGCGACUGGCUCCACGGUUGUAUCAAGUUCGUGACUUGAUUCAACAGCAGCUGCAGGUCGUGUUACAAUGCCCGUCAAAACUGGACAGCGUGUCGCACCAAACCAUCUUCCAUCGAAUGCUUGACCCCCAAGCAUACCGCAGAAAGUCGGUUCCGAACAUGACUUCCCUGCAUGAUGAAGGUUUCACUCUCAUAUUUGCAGGUGCUAAUACAGUAGCUGACACAUUGCUCAUGGGUCACUGGCACACAAUGAGAAGACCAGAUUUACUCGCGCAGUUGAGGCAAGAGCUUGUUACAGUGUGGCCGAGCCUCGAUACUGAGCCGACGCUGAAAGAUCUUGAAGCUCUGCCGCUACUUACGGCAACCAUCAAGGAAUCUCUACGCUUUAUUCCAUCAGGUGUAUCCCUGACGCGUGUUGUGCCUCCCGGUGGCGCGGUAAUAUCGGGCAAACAUAUCCCGGGGGGCGCUGCAGUCGGUAUGGCAAUUCUACACGUGCACCAAUCUGCUGAGGUCUGGGGCGACGAUGUUCUCGACUUCCGCCCUGAGCGGUGGCUAGAGGACGGAAAGAAAGACCUGGAUCACUGGCUGGUGCCAUUCAGUCGAGGGCCGCGCAUGUGCUUCGGCAUAAAUCUUGCCUGGGCCGAGCUAUACAUCGCUUUUGCAACCAUGAUUCGGCGCUUCGAUCUAGCCAUCGACGGCACGACACCAGAAGAUAUGGAAUGGCGCGAGUGUAUCGCAGCCUACUAUCCAAGACGGCACCUGCAUGCCUGGUGCCACCCAGCCCAGUCAUAAAAGACAAUUUAAUGACUUAUUUAUUAAACGGGUUGUUUCGCAUUUAGAUCCCCCCCUUUUUUGGAUUAAUAUACAUAAAGAUAACCAUAAGCUAGUGCUAGGGUCAGGGUAGUGGAAAGAUUAAAAGCAUAUUAUACAAACCAACAUAAAUGAUUGGGUGAAGGCAGGAAGGUUAUAGAGUUAUCUAUGUAUUGUGGUGCUUAUAUAAAAUACUAACACACAAAGUAUGGAACUCAUAAGAAUUAGCAGUGCUUUAUAGUUUUAAGCAAGGGCUUCAGAUUGAAAAUAUUAUUUAUAUAUAUUGCUUCUAAG